AUGGCAACAGCCGGAGACGCUUUACUGCUACUGCGGCUCCCCGCGCUGUUCGAAACCAGCAAGCAGCUUCUGGACGAAGUGGAAGCAGCGACUGAACCCACCGGUUCCCAGAUAAUUCAAGAUAAGGUAUUCAGGGGACUAGACCUCCUUAAGAAGGCUGCUGAAAUGUUAUCGCAGCUCGACUUGUUCAGCCGAAAUGAAGACUUGGAAGAGAUUGCUUCCACAGACCUGAAGUACCUGAUGGUCUCAGCUUUUCAAGGAGCGCUCGCCAUGAAACAAGUCAACCCCAGCAAGCGUCUAGAUCAUUUGCAGUGGGCUCGAGAACACUUUUUAAACUACUUAACUCAGUGCCAGUAUUAUCAUGUGGCAGAGUUUGAGCUGCCCCAAACCAACUCAGCUGAUAAUACUGCUAGUUCCUCCAUGGCGUGUCCCAGCCUCGUUGCUGUGGCAUCUGAAAGACAGGCUAAAAUAGAGAGAUACAAGCAGAAGAAGGAGGUGGAGCAUAGGUUGUUUGCACUGAAAUCUGCUGUGGAAAGUGGUCAAGCAGAUGAUGAGUGUGUUCGUGAAUAUUACCUUCUUCACCUUCGAAGGUGGAUCGGUAUUAGCUUAGAAGAGAUUGAGAGCAUUGACCAGGAGAUGAAGAUCCUGAGAGAAGACGACUCCUCAAAAGACGCAUCAACUUCUUACUCAUCUCCUCAGGACAGGCCUCCAAUGAAACCCUUCGUUCUCACUCGGAAUGUGGCCCAAGCCAAAGUAUUUGGAGCUGGUUAUCCAAGUCUGGCAUCUAUGACGGUGAAUGACUGGUAUGAUCAGCAUCAGAAAUAUGGAGCAUUACCAGAUCAGGGCAUAGCCAAGAUAACACCAGAGCUCAAAAGAGCAGCUCAGCAACAGGAAGAUCAGGAACAAAAGGAGGCAGAGGAAGAGGAAGAGGAGGAGGAGGAGGAGGGGGAAGAAACACUCCACAGAGUUCGGGAGUGGGAUGACUGGAAGGGCACCCAUCCCAGAGGCUAUGGCAACCGACAGAACAUGGGUUAGUCUUACCACAAGAUGGGACUUCAAGGGACUCACAUCUUCCCAGACAAGGAAAGCCAUGCAGUCUUCCCCUACCUGGGCUCCUGCUUCAGCUGUGUAAAAUGAAGAUGCUUAAUCUUGCUUUAUGUUCAAUAAAAUGUCAAACAAG
Herpailurus yagouaroundi (jaguarundi) is the source of this 1180-nucleotide messenger RNA. Its product is annotated as immunoglobulin-binding protein 1-like. Gene Ontology annotation, biological process: regulation of dephosphorylation; regulation of signal transduction. Lineage: Eukaryota; Metazoa; Chordata; Mammalia; Carnivora; Felidae. Bases 1 to 1035 code for a protein of 344 amino acids. The transcript has a single exon. Gene Ontology annotation, cellular component: cytosol. Gene Ontology annotation, molecular function: protein phosphatase 2A binding. The record is from RefSeq and is a predicted model, not a curated record.